AGUCUGCGGACUGGACUCCUUAAGAUCUUCACUAUCGAAACUAUAUGUCGACAAACCCCUCAAGAACACCGGUAGUGCAGCCGCGGAGAAUAUGCUCCAUGUUAUGAUAGUGGUAGAUUCCGAGGGUGUGAUGAGCUCUGCGUGUUGUUGUUGGAGUUGGAGUUUAGCAUAUAAAGACCAGCCAGCCGCCAACGUGAAAGAUGUUCGUUUCCUGUGCCUUCAAGCUUCUCAUCAAUCACAACUCCCAUCAUACCACCAUCCACAAUGCACUCCACCCUCCUUCUCCUCGGCCUUGUCGCCGCUGCUUUCGCCGCCCCAGAAGCUGGCGUUACACCAGUCGCUGAUCUCCACGAAAGACAAGAAAUCGGCGGCGGCAUCGCCGGAACCGCAGGCUCAGCCGACGGUACCGCUGGCGGCGCAAUCAACGGUCCAACUGGCUUCAUCGAAGGCUGUCUUGGAGGUGCGAUCUCGGGCUCUGGUACUACGGCUUGUUAUCCGGUUGAGACUGCCCCGGCGCCGACUGAUACCAAGUCUCACGAAGCUGCUGGCAAUGCUGCAGGUACUCUCGGCCCACUUUCGGCUUCUGGGUUUGCUGAUGCGGAGGGACUUUGUGCUGGGGGACAGAUUGGGAAGAAUGGGUUUACGACCUGUUUGCAGGCAACGUCUACGAGGUAGAGGUGGUAGUUGGGGUGGAAUUGAAGGGGGUUUCCGGUAUGGUUCGAACGCGGUAGUUGGUAGAUUGUGUGGGAAUUCGAAAGUCUUGCCGCGUGAUUGGAAUACUUACUCCCUCUGUAUCCUUUUUUCUUUAUCACUUUCCAAUGCGUGUCGGCGCUCUUGGCUUAAUGAUUAUGCAUCAUAGUGUUAGGAGGCCCGGUGAAAUGCUUGUUUCCAGGCGUUCGGACUAGACUCGAUGUCAUCUUCGACUGCUUGCGCCAUUCGGACAACCUUUUUGACAGGUAUUGGGAUGAGGACCUCCUUUCCGG
Messenger RNA from Pseudocercospora fijiensis CIRAD86, 983 nucleotides. RefSeq lists its product as uncharacterized. The record is from RefSeq and is a predicted model, not a curated record. The coding region runs from base 92 to 859 and encodes 255 amino acids. Lineage: Eukaryota; Fungi; Ascomycota; Dothideomycetes; Mycosphaerellales; Mycosphaerellaceae. The transcript is spliced from 3 exons.